GAACCCCCUCCUCCCCACCCCCGUCCAUUGUAAGACACUAUGGCCCUGACCACAGAGUUGGGAACACAGAUACAACUGAGAGAGGUGGCAGGGAUCCCCCUGAAGGCUAGCACUGUGGACAACUGGAGCCAGAUCCAGAACUUUGAGGCCAAGCCAGAUGAUCUCCUCAUCUGUACCUACCCUAAAUCAGGGACCACGUGGAUUCAGGAAAUUGUGGACAUGAUUGAGCAGAAUGGAGAUGUGGAGAAAUGUCAGAAAGCCAUUAUUCAACACCGCCAUCCUUUCAUCGAGUGGGCUCGCCCACCCCAGCCUUCUG
Messenger RNA from Hyaena hyaena (striped hyena), 316 nucleotides. RefSeq names its product sulfotransferase 1C2-like. The annotation marks the transcript as partial. Lineage: Eukaryota; Metazoa; Chordata; Mammalia; Carnivora; Hyaenidae. Gene Ontology annotation, cellular component: cytoplasm. Gene Ontology annotation, molecular function: sulfotransferase activity. Gene Ontology annotation, biological process: sulfation. The transcript is spliced from 2 exons. The record is from RefSeq and is a predicted model, not a curated record.